Messenger RNA from Hemicordylus capensis (graceful crag lizard), 1909 nucleotides. RefSeq names its product zinc finger protein 239-like. The transcript has 2 exons. Lineage: Eukaryota; Metazoa; Chordata; Lepidosauria; Squamata; Cordylidae. The record is from RefSeq and is a predicted model, not a curated record. Bases 661 to 1812 code for a protein of 383 amino acids. Gene Ontology annotation, biological process: regulation of transcription by RNA polymerase II. Gene Ontology annotation, molecular function: RNA polymerase II cis-regulatory region sequence-specific DNA binding; DNA-binding transcription activator activity, RNA polymerase II-specific. Gene Ontology annotation, cellular component: nucleus.
AGGUCGCAGAAGAAGCCCUCCCGGCAGAAGCCCUCCAGACUGAGUUCCAGGGCGUAGCUGCUUCCAGGACAGAGACGUCAUGGAGGAGAAUUGUGACAGUCUCGCCAUUCUGGGUCACAGUUCCCAGCCGUGCUCAAGAGGUGGUGGUGGUGGUGACUAGCUGAAGGCUUGUCAGAAAUAAUGAUGAGCAGUUGUUGGUUUUAUAUGUCGCCUUUCUCCCCCUCUGUUUCAUGUUACUGUCCACCUCCCUCCCUCCUUUCUUUCUUUGUACUUGGAGAAGUCUUCUCUCCUCCUCCUCCUCCUCCUCCUCCUCCUCCUCUGCUCUUCAUUCAUCUUCUGUGCUUUUCCUUCUUCAGGUUCUCUCCCUGUUGUUCCCCCCUUUCUCUUUAGCCCCUUCUCUUUCUUUUUCUCUUUCUCCUUCUCUUUCUUCCCCCCUCCCUCCCUCCCUCCCUUUGCCUAGCCCCCGCCAAUGCCAGUGCCCUACUCUUCCAUCUCCUCUUCUCUUUCUCCAACCACUCCUUAUCCUUCGCCCUUUCCUUUCUCCAGGCCUUUCCCUUCCUGCUCCACCACAGAACAUUUGCUGACAGCCCUUGCUCCGUUGAAAAGGACAGCAUUUAGUGUGACGACACUCACAAUGAGAAUGGGCUGCAAGCUUUUUACAUGGGGUAUUCCAAGGAACCGGAAUCCCUUGAAACACUUGAAGGAGAUGAAGAGAGCCUUUCCCAGUGUCGUGAGGAGGACUUGAUCUUGCAUUCUCAGCAGCGACCAGAGACCCAGCAGGAAAACCAUCCAUUGGAAGGGAUGGGAAAUUCUGUUCCUCAUUGGGGAGGUUUUGAGGGCCUUGAUGAAUCUACAGUCCAACAGAGAAUCCCCACGGGAGAGAAGCAAGAGAAGCGAACUGAGAACGGAGAAAGUCUCAGCUGGAGGUCGGACUUUGUGAUAAGCCGGAGAAUUCCUAAAAAGCGUGACAAGCCUUAUAAAUGCUCAGAGUGUGGCAAAAGCUUCAGUGUGAGCUCGGACAUUAUCCGGCAUCAGAGAAUCCACACGGGUGAGAAGCCAUACAAAUGCCUGACAUGCGGGAAAGGUUUCAAUCAGAAUUCCCACCUCACUGCACAUCAGAGAACCCACACGGGUGAGAAACCAUAUAAAUGUUGGGAGUGUGGGAAAAGUUUCAGCCUGAGCUCUGACUUCACUAGACACCAGAGAAUCCACACAGGAGCAAAACCGUAUAAAUGCUCAGAGUGUGGGAAAGGGUUCAUCCAGAAAUCACACUACAUCACACAUGCAAGAAACCACACUGGGGAAAACCCAUUUAAAUGCCCUGAAUGUGGUAGGGGCUUUACGUCCAGCACACUACUCAUCAGGCACCAGAGAAUCCACACAGGAGAGAAGCCAUUUAAAUGCUCCUACUGCGACAAAAGGUUCUGUGCGAGCUCAAACCUUGUUACACACAUGCGGACACAUACUGGAGAGAAGCCAUUUAAGUGUUUGGAGUGCGGGAAGAGCUUCAGUCAGAAAUCCACCCUGAUUGCACACGAGAGAACGCACACAGGCGAGAAACCGUACAAAUGUUGGUGCAGCAAAAUGUUCAGCAAAAGCUCAGAUCUCCUCGCUCAUGAGAGAACCCACACGGGAGAAAAACCAUACAUUUGCCCUAGUUGUGGCAAAAACUUCCGGAUGAGCUCUCACCUCAUAAGGCACCAGCGGAUUCACACGGGAGAGAAACCGUAUAAAUGUUCAGAAUGCGGGAGGAGCUUCAGUGCCAGUUCGCACCUGAUCAGACAUCAGAAAAUACAUCUAGGGGAAAACUGAUGUUAGCAAUGCAUUUGCAAAGAAAUCCCACUGCUGACACAAGACAAGGACUGAACAAUAUCUUGGAACUCAAGUUUCAUUGAAACUGCAGCACUUC